UCACUUUUCCUCCUUCGCCCAUCUUAGAACGACCUAGGUUUUUCUCUAGGGUUUGGGACCGCUCCGGCGCCAGCCUCCUGAAUUCGCUCCAUUUCGGUGUGGUGGUCAGUGGAGCAAUGGAGGAAGGUCGAGGGAUCGAGCCUCCUUUCUCGAGCGGCCAUGAGGACGAUGAAGGUAGCUCUGUGAUCGAGUCUUCUUUCUCGAGGAUUGUCGCUCUCGAACCUUCAAGGUGUGAUCCCAAGAGUGUCGAGACUAGGGAUUCGGAGAAAUCCACCAAAGAAGACGAUGAGGAUGAUUGGGACCGUGGAGAAGCUGCUGAAGCUUCGUCGGUCCCUUCACGUGAUGAAGGUGAGGUGCCGUCUGUAGCUUCGGAGGUUAGCGAGGACGCUGCGCUGCCAAGACGGCAUGGGAGGGGAUUCUUUUUGUACCAAAAGAGUUGUCUUUUUAGCGAACAGAAGGAUGUUCCGAGCCAUUUCGGCGAGGAUUCCGAUCCUAACAUUGAUUCUGAUGAGCAGAAUCAAAUGAGAACUAACAAGUUUGGAACCAGGCAUGUUAUUGUUCUGUAUGAUUUCCCACAAAGUACUCGAACGACAGACCUUGAGAAACUACUGGAGAGGUUCAAAGAACAUGGCUUUGCAAUUUGGUGGGUUGAUGAUACUACAGCCCUUGCUGUGUUUCGAACACCGGAAAUUGAGUGAUGAUAGUGAUGGCCAUAAAGAGGGUUGUGUCCCCGAAGGACGGGAAGGUUGAGAAUUAACUGCUGAAUUAGAAAAAUUUAAGAAUCGCUGGAAUCAAGCUAUGCUGGAAGAUGAGAAUUGGAAUGAUCCUUUUGAUCAUCAAAGAAGAAAGAACUCAGACGAUGAUCAUCAGUCAAUCUGAACCAUUACAAUUUUAAAGAAAAAGCAUUUCCACUUGUUCAUUCUGCUGGCGAUGACUUUUAAUG
This is a messenger RNA of Dioscorea cayenensis subsp. rotundata (Guinea yam), 943 nucleotides long. RefSeq names its product R3H and coiled-coil domain-containing protein 1-like. The coding region runs from base 117 to 698 and encodes 193 amino acids. The record is from RefSeq and is a predicted model, not a curated record. Lineage: Eukaryota; Viridiplantae; Streptophyta; Magnoliopsida; Dioscoreales; Dioscoreaceae. The transcript has 6 exons.